Eruca vesicaria subsp. sativa (arugula) is the source of this 1315-nucleotide messenger RNA. NCBI's taxonomy places the organism in Eukaryota, Viridiplantae, Streptophyta, Magnoliopsida, Brassicales, Brassicaceae. The record is from the annotation of a GenBank genome assembly.
UUGAAGCUAAUAAUCACGAAAGUAUCCUCGCCAUUGGCCCAUUUAUCUGCGUCAAAUUACAUCAACUAAUUACAAAAGUCUCCUCGUCUCCCAAACUCCGAAGAAGGAUUACCCAAGUCUUUCCUCAAAACCCUAAGCCCAAUCAUUCCAUCUUGUUUUUUUCUCGGUUCUGAUCUCGAUCUCCUUCUUGGCACUCUUUGAUUCGUAAUUGGGUUGGAUUGUUAUUGCGCUGAGAAGAUGUCGGGAGCUUUAGAUAUGACUCUUGAUGAAUCUAUCAAAAGGGGUAAGGCUGCGAGGUCUGGGGGAAGAGGAACUUCCCGCCGUGGUGGUGGUCGCCGUGGUCAUGGACCAAAUGGGUUUCUUGGUGGUGGAAGAGGAAACGGACCUGCUCGAAGAGGCCCUCUUGCUGUGAAUGCUCCUCGGACCUCAUCCUUCACCAUUAACAAGCCUGUUCGUAGGACCAGAAGUGUGCCAUGGCAGAAUGGUUUGUUUGAAGAUGGCCUAAGAGCUGCUGGAGUGUCAGGAGUUGACGUUGAAACCAGGCUCCAUAUUACCAACCUAGACAAUGGUGUGACAAACGAUGACAUAAGGGAACUCUUCUCCGAGAUUGGGGAGCUAAAACGUUAUGCGAUUCAUUUCGAUAAAAAUGGGCGUCCAAGUGGCACAGCUGAAGUGGUGUAUCCAAGGAGAAGUGAUGCAAUUCAAGCUCUUAAGAAAUACAACAAUGUGUUAUUGGAUGGAAGGCCUAUGAGACUUGAGAUUUUGGGUGGAAACAACUCUGAGGUUCCUUUAUCUGGUCGUGUGAAUGUGAACGUCUCUGGACUCAAUGGAAGGCUGAAGAGGACCGUCGUUAUCCAGCAAGGAGGAGGGAGAGGUUUAGGUAGAUUGAGAGGGAGAGGAGGAAGAGGUCCCGCUUCUGUCAAUCGCCUUCCUAUUCAAAACCAGCAUAGAGGAAUGAGAGGAGGAAGGGGCGGGUUUCGUGGUGGUAAGGGGCGUGGUGGUGGCAGCCGUGGCCGUGGUGGUGGAAGAGGGAACGGCAAGAAGCCAGUGGAGAAAUCAGCUGCUGAUCUUGACAAGGAUCUUGAGAGCUAUCAUGCAGAUGCAAUGAACACUUCUUAAAUAAAUCGAUAUAGAAUCAGUGUGUGUUUGUUACUACUUAGGCUCGUGUGUUUGUCUGUUACUACUUAGUGUCAGUGAUUGAAAUAUGAUGUGUUGUGCUCUUCUUUUCAGUGAUUUUGGUUUUGUUUGGAGGUUGGUACUAGUGUUAAGUAAAUGAGGAAUGUUUGUUUUUAAUCUAUUGGAAGUAUUACGAGUG